GCGCGACAAGGGCGCUGCUCCUGGUCCGGUCUGGUGGUGUCCGAGCUGCCUUGGCCGGAGAGGAGUGGCCCGGAACUGCUUGAUUAUCUACAUUUACAUUUCUGUGCCUGAUAGAAUUUCGAUUCAUCAUGGAUAAUAUGUCAUCAGAAGAGAUUCAACUGAGGGCUCACCAGGUUACUGAUGAGUCUCUGGAAAGUACAAGAAGAAUCCUGGGUUUAGCCAUUGAGUCUCAGGAUGCAGGAAUCAAGACCAUCACUAUGCUGGAUGAGCAAGGGGAACAACUAAACCGAAUAGAAGAAGGCAUGGACCAAAUAAAUAAAGACAUGAGAGAAGCAGAGAAGACUUUAACAGAGCUCAACAAGUGCUGUGGCCUUUGUGUCUGCCCAUGUAAUAGAUUCUCAGAUGUUGGUUGUUUCUAUGAAACCAGGACGAAGAAUUUUGAGUCUGGAAAGGCGUAUAAGGCAACAUGGGGAGAUGGCGGAGACAAUUCACCUAGCAAUGUAGUAUCUAAGCAACCGGGCCGAGUAACAAAUGGUCAACCUCAGCAACCAACUACAGGAGCAGCCAGUGGUGGAUACAUUAAACGUAUAACUAAUGAUGCCAGAGAGGAUGAGAUGGAAGAGAACCUGACUCAAGUGGGCAGUAUCCUAGGAAAUCUAAAGAACAUGGCCCUGGACAUGGGCAAUGAAAUUGAAGCUCAGAAUCGACAAAUAGACCGAAUCACAGAAAAGGCUGACACCAACAAAGAUCGUAUUGACAAUGCCAAUGUCAGAGCAAAGAAACUCAUUGACAGCUAAAGCUACUGCUGUACUUCUCUAUCAUUUAUUUACUUCAGUUCCUCCUCCUAAAUCAUUACCUUUUCAGAGUUUGAUAUUUUGGUUCCAUACUCUUCUAAUCUGGAGAUAAUGUGGAAAAAGGGCCAGAGACAGCUUGCCUGAUUUUUUGAUUUUUUUUUUUAAAUUCCUGUUUGAGGGUAGACUGUUGCUCAUCCUUCCUUCUAGUAUUUUAUUUCUCAGUUCAUAUUCUUAGAUUGGUUUUCAUACAUCACACAUAUUGUUUUCUUCCUUCUCAUUUACUUGAGCAAUUUCUUUUGUUUUCAAGAUUCUGAAGCAUUGCCAAAGACAGCCAUGAAGAAGGGAGCUAUAGAGGUGUUUUUUUGGUUUGGUUUUGGUUUUGUGGUGGGUGACGAAUGAGAGAUGAGAGGUCAUCAUUUCAAUAAAAGCCACAAACAAGUUGGAUAACCACAGUAAAGAUCUAGUUGGAUUUAGUUUUUAAGUUGCAAUUUUUGCCAAUUAAGGCUAAUGCUUAAUUUUGGAGCUUUUAUAUACAAUAUUUUUGUCAUACAUCACUAUUUUUGCAACCUCUGCUCCAAAGAGUAUAAUUAGUUUUCGUUAAAGUGAGCUCAGUUUCUGAACUCUUAGUGAUUCAUUUAUAUACAGAGAUUUUGUUAUUUCAUAUUGCACAUUCAGGAAAACUUUGUAUAAAUGAGUGGCUUUUUAUUUUCAUAUUAUUAAUAAUAUCAUGGUCCCAUUACAGGCCUAUUAAUCUCAUAAAUUUGUCAUUAGUCUUUGAAGAAAAGAAUAUGUAAAUACAUAUGUGUAAUAUGAGAAUUUCUCUCAAAAGCAGGGCUUAAAAUUUUUGAGGAAGUUUGAUAAAAUAUAUCAUGUGAAUUCAGAUUUACCUCAAUGCUAAGAAUUAUGUUUAGAUAGGAAAAAGGAAUUUUAUUUUGAUCUCAGGUAGAAAAAUAGUUAUGUAGUUAUGUAGCUUUAUACAGUUAUUAAAAGUUAGAAUUUAUUCUGCCCUACUAAAAGUGGUUUGGAAAAUUACAUUUGGUUUAAUUAUUGAUGAUUACACUGUCAUUCUUUUAGCUUUGUGUAUUGAACUAUGCCCAGAAUCAAGUUGAUGUAAAUCCUGAACAGUUUUGUGAGAAUCUAAUUGGAUUUGUCACCUUUAUUUAAAAACUAGCCUCUGCACACUUUGAACCUAGGGAUAUGGAUUGGUUUGACCAAUAGCCACUGCUUGAUUCUCGUAAUUAAACUUUGUAACUAAUUAAUGGUAUUGUUCUUUAAGAUAGGUAACAUGUUUCUGUGACUGUUAUUUUGUGGACAGUAAUUUCACCAGCUGCUGUUUAACAAAUUAAAUAAAGCAAAGGUCCAUAAGUCAAGAAGCACACCAAUGGAAAGCUGCUGUUAGCUCUUUUCCAAUUUCUUUUAUUUUUUAUUUUUUAGUUGUAGUUGGACACAAUGCCUUUAUUUAUUUUUUUAUGUGAUGCUGAGGAUCAAACCCAGGGCCCCACACAUACAAGGCGAGCGCUAGAUCUACCACUGUACUAUAACCCCAGCCCCUCUUUUCCAAUUUCUAUUAGAAAUAUUAACAGAACUUUCCUUUCUGUGAUGCAUUUAAUAUAAUCAUUAUUAGUCUCAUUCAUUUGCACUCACUUUUAUCAGUGACUAAACAGAUGUUUCUGGGAAAGAACAACCCAAUACUGGAAAAGAUACAACUAACAGGAAUUUUCAAAGGGUGAAGAGGGAGAUAUUUAAAUAAAGCAAGAUUCAGUUAGGUCCUCCCUCAUAAAAGUGCUCCAUGUCAGAAAGAGUAGUUUGCCAGGUGAAAGUGAAUGUGUAAAGUAAGGUGUAAAACAGUGGAGAUUGUACUAUACUAAAGUCCCUUCUUAAAAGCACUAAUUUUUUUUUAAAAAAACACUGUUUUGGCUGAAGGAAAUAAUUUGGAGGAUACCACUGUACUGCUCCCACAGUAUAAUUGGUUUGAAGUGCAUGUUAAGGCACCAAUUGUCUGGAUUUAUACUUUAGCUCUUGCUGGCUGUGGUGACUCUAGCCUGUCCCUGUGCCUUAGUUUCUUUUCUGAAUAUGAGGAUUAAUGAUUCCUACCUCAUAAAAUUGCAAAGCAUAGAGUUUAAUGCCUUUAAAGCCCUUAUAAUAGUGCUUAGUAAAUGUAGGAAUUUAAUGAAUGAUAGCUGCUAUUUUAUCUAGAAUAGAGCUCUUUUUUGGUCAAGGAUCCAUUUGUGAAUUUGAUGACAACACAGCCCCUUUCCCCAGAGAACUAAACACAUGAAUGUGAAUCAUGCAUAUCUUGAAAACCUACUCAUAGAUCCCAGGUUACAAACUUUUCUACAGCUUCUGCUACUGAGAAAGGUGAGAAGUAAGAGUCCUAGAAAUUAGGCCCAUAAUGAACUAGAAAUGGAA
This is a messenger RNA of Urocitellus parryii (Arctic ground squirrel), 3203 nucleotides long. It is a transcript of the gene Snap23, whose product is annotated as synaptosome associated protein 23. NCBI's taxonomy places the organism in Eukaryota, Metazoa, Chordata, Mammalia, Rodentia, Sciuridae. Gene Ontology annotation, molecular function: syntaxin binding; SNAP receptor activity. Gene Ontology annotation, cellular component: SNARE complex; plasma membrane. Gene Ontology annotation, biological process: exocytosis; synaptic vesicle fusion to presynaptic active zone membrane; synaptic vesicle priming. The record is from RefSeq and is a predicted model, not a curated record.